Messenger RNA from Candidozyma duobushaemuli, 579 nucleotides. Its product is annotated as CFEM domain-containing protein. The transcript has a single exon. The coding region runs from base 1 to 579 and encodes 192 amino acids. The record is from RefSeq and is a predicted model, not a curated record. NCBI's taxonomy places the organism in Eukaryota, Fungi, Ascomycota, Pichiomycetes, Serinales, Metschnikowiaceae.
AUGAAGCUUACCAACGCCUUCACCGUCUUCUCCCUCCUUGGUUCCGCCUUUGCGGUCAACCAGUGGAGCACCUACCCCAGUGUUCCCAAAACGGCAACCUACAACGGUUUCGCCGACCCCAUCUACGACGAUCUUCCAGAAUGUGCCAGAAGCUGUGUGGAGCUUUCCACCAGAUCCACCCCUUGUCCUUACUGGGACACAGGCUGUCUCUGUGUGAUGCCCCAGUGGUCUGGUCUUGUGGCCGAGUGUAUUGUCCAGGGCUGCCGUGAAAAGGAAAUCGCCACUGCCACGUCGUUGGCCAUGUCGCUUUGUAACAAGGUGGGAGCCAAUGCCUGGAUCAUGCCUUCUUCUGUUUCCAACCUUCUUUCCAGCGCUGCCGGUUCUGCUUUCUCCGCGCCCUCCACCACUCCCGACUCGCCAUGGACGGAAUCGUCUGUUUUGCUGUCUGUGUUGGCUACGGCGAAAACCGAGGACAAGACCCGCUCUGGCGGUCCCACCGAUAGUAGCAGUUCCAACGGCGCUGCGGCCCAGGGCGCCGGCGUUGCGCUUAUGUUGGUUCUCGGUGCUCUUUUGACUUAG